Drosophila navojoa is the source of this 1299-nucleotide messenger RNA. It is a transcript of the gene Pbp49, whose product is annotated as proximal sequence element A Pbp49. Gene Ontology annotation, cellular component: snRNA-activating protein complex. NCBI's taxonomy places the organism in Eukaryota, Metazoa, Arthropoda, Insecta, Diptera, Drosophilidae. Gene Ontology annotation, biological process: snRNA transcription by RNA polymerase III; snRNA transcription by RNA polymerase II. The record is from RefSeq and is a predicted model, not a curated record. Gene Ontology annotation, molecular function: core promoter sequence-specific DNA binding; bent DNA binding; RNA polymerase III type 3 promoter sequence-specific DNA binding.
GGAACAGCAACAGGAAUCAAUGCCACAUACUCUAAAGCUAAAUAUUACAUAUAAAGAAGCGAUUGACAAAUUUGUCGAGGAACAAUAAGCAAUUAAAUUAUGGAAAACAUACUCGAACCACUCCAGCCAUCAAUAAAUCUACGUCAAUUCCUAGAGGAUUAUGCCAAGAAGUUAAAUUAUCCAAAUGAGAAAAGUUCAGAGAAUGUUCCUUUCUACUUUUCAGACGCCUCACCUGUCUCAGCAGAAGUUGCUGAAAGCUGCUCCUUGCAGCUGAUUGAUGCCCCAGACGACAAUGCAAUCUACACAUUUGAGCUGGGUGCCGAAAUACAGCGUCCCAAUCUAUCGAAACCGAAAAUGAAUAAGCCUGUGCCAAAGACCUAUACAGCCAUAUAUGAGCACAAGGCGAAGUCCCGCAAAAAUCCAUUUAACCGAACACAAUAUAGCUAUCGUUUGAACGCCGAACCGUCGCCAAGUGAUGAUUCGUCUGAAAUGUGGAAGACCCUUGAGCAAUUCGAGCUGGAGUUAACCGUUCGGUUUUAUAGGCCACCGCGUGCAGCGCAUCGUAGCUACAAGCUGGAGCGUCCCGUUUUUUCGGAAGAGUUCGUCUGCCUGGGCAGCAAUUUUUUAAGCGAAUUACGAGAUAAGAUCUCUUGCAUCUGUAAUGGCAAACGAUUUGUCGAUAUUAGCGAACAGCCAGAUGCGCCGCUGCCUGUGCUCGAGACAGAUCCUGGCUACUUCUUCAUCAACGGAGUCUUCUAUAACGAUACCCGAAAUCCCAACAACUGUGACUACUCUGAAACUGUAAUCAAGUGGGCACGCACAGCACACGGCAUGGAGAGAGAAGAGUUCCAGGUGGCUUCAAUGGAGGCGACGCGCUUCAUCGAUCUAACCAUUAGGCUGGGUGCACCCGUACAGUAUCUGCAUCAUGGCAAUUGCGAGCAUUUGUUUGUGUUCUCGCAGGUGGAGGUCUUGAGGCCGCGCAGUAAAUUUAUUAACCCCAGUCACUAUCCCUUUCUGCGCAGCUUCAGUACAUUCAAUAGACGCGCGUGCUAUAUGUGCGGACUGCGUGGCUAUCAUUUCAUAGUGGAGCAGUCACGCCGGCAACUGCACGAUCCUUCAUAUCUCUGUCGUAGGUGUUUCUUCAGCUUCAACUAUGUGGAUGGCAAAAAGGUGGAAGGCUUUAAGGCAUACCGGAUAUACGGUCUAGGGGAUCUCACGGACGAAGACGCUGGAUGCCAGACACCGAGCGAGCAGGACACAGACAGCAGCAGCAGUGAUGAGAAUAGCGGAGAUUUAUAA